Molecule: messenger RNA, 339 nt
Organism: Camellia sinensis
Lineage: Eukaryota; Viridiplantae; Streptophyta; Magnoliopsida; Ericales; Theaceae
Source: RefSeq, a predicted model, not a curated record
CCUGCAUUAUAAAUAGCAGUCAGUGCCUCCCAACCUUUGAAGCAAAACAAUUCAAUUUCCUCUGAAAUAACUUUCCAUUGUUCUCUGUUCUCACUCCCAAAAAAAAAAAAAUGUCUGGCUGUGGAGGAAAUUGUGACUGUGGCUCUGACUGCAAGUGCGACAAAUGUGGGAUGUACCCUGACAUAGAGAACACCACCACAACAACCAUCAUCGCUGGUGUUGCACCACCAGUGACCAUGUACUCUGAGGGAUCGGAGAAAAGCUUUGGAGCAGAAGGAGGGCAUGGUUGCAAGUGCGGAUCAAACUGCAAGUGUGACCCUUGUACCUGUUAAAAUGAAC